Messenger RNA from Sparassis crispa, 429 nucleotides. RefSeq lists its product as hypothetical. The transcript has a single exon. The record is from RefSeq and is a predicted model, not a curated record. NCBI's taxonomy places the organism in Eukaryota, Fungi, Basidiomycota, Agaricomycetes, Polyporales, Sparassidaceae. The coding region runs from base 1 to 429 and encodes 142 amino acids.
AUGUCAGCCACCUUGACAUUGGGCGAGAGCGAGGCAGCGGCGUGUGAGGGUGCAUCAACAUCAAGUGGUGAUGGGCUAUCAGACGCGAACACUGCAAGUCUUGUCGCCAGCAAAUCGAGCACGGCGAAGAAAGCCAAGGAUAAACAUGAGCGGCAACAAAAUAUUCGUCAGCUCUUUGCUGCCACUGGCCGGAUGAGCUGGUACGAUGAGACAAUGGAACCCUCCUGGGGCGAGGACCCGAUCUCGCUGGAUAAUGUGGUCGACAUCUGUGAGCAGAUCUUGUGGGAGCUGCAUGAGACCAACUGGUGCUGCGAGUUACGUGCAUUGAAUGCUCAUCUCUUGGACAUGAGCAAAUGGGGCUCUUUACAUCAGUGGGAACGCGAGGCACAAGUGGCCAAGGUGUGGGAUAGACGUGCCACCAGGUCAUGA